Eufriesea mexicana is the source of this 1095-nucleotide messenger RNA. RefSeq names its product protein rolling stone. The coding region runs from base 124 to 1095 and encodes 323 amino acids. The transcript is spliced from 2 exons. Gene Ontology annotation, cellular component: membrane. NCBI's taxonomy places the organism in Eukaryota, Metazoa, Arthropoda, Insecta, Hymenoptera, Apidae. The record is from RefSeq and is a predicted model, not a curated record.
CAGUGCCGUAGAACGCAAGGGGAAGCAGCUGGUGCAUAGCGAUUGAUAUUGAUUUGAAGCACGCGGAGCCGGUUGCCGGGCAGUCACGGGCCAAGCGUACGCCGAACAGGAGGCCGGACACAAAUGCCUCCCGAGUGCGAGGAAAUAGAGGACCAUGGCGUGCCAGAGAAGAUUUCCUGCAUUGAUGGCACGAUGAAGGAAUAUCUACGGUUCCAGACACUCCCCACACUAUCCGGUCGUCGAACAAUGGUAAAUAAACUCUGGUGUCAGGAGGCAGCAAGGAAGUGGUUCUGUAAGAAAGACCAGCCACCACAUUCACGAAUCUUCUCCGAACCAAAAUGUCAAAAACACGUAGCCACCUGGUACCUACUUUAUCGUUGGUUAAUUUUCAUGGCAUGGGCUUCUAUUAUAGUGUGUUCAAUCUUCGAAUUCGGCAGCUACCAACCAAGACCAGUAUAUGACACAUGGCCAAUAUACUUGACCAAUUGGGAUUUAGUGUUAGGUGUCAGUCAAGCUUUCCUUGGUGGUUUUCUUGUAUUGAAAAGAUGGAAACUGCAAAAAGUAUCAGAUUUCGAUCCUUCUGUGUUAAUGCUAGGAUCGAUAGACAUGGUUUAUUGGUUCCUUUAUGUUGUAACCACUAGUAUUGCAUUUGGAGUUACAAUUACUUACUGGUCUAGCAUAUUCGAUCCAAGGAUUCACCAUCUGGAUCCUCUAAAUAUUAUGCUACACAUAUGUAACAGUAUUUUAAUGAUAGUAGAUUUUUGUAUCACGAGCAUUCCGUUUAGAUUAAGAAACUUUUGGUGGAGUUUAAUUAUAGUAAUUUUGUACGUUAUAUUUUCGAUAUUAUAUUAUUUAGCUGGUGGAGUAGAUAAGCAUGGUUACCACUAUAUUUAUAAAAUCCUCGAUUGGAAAAAGCCUGUCCAAGCUUCGUUGGUAUGUAUAGGUGAAGCUAUCUUCAUAACUAUAUUACAUUCACUAAUGUAUUUCCUAGAGAAAAUAAAGAAUCGAUUGUAUUUGAAAAUCGAUAUAAAACUAGGAAGACCGUAUACAGAAACACAAAUGUUCAGUGCAGAAAAAUGUACCGAUAUUGUUUGA